AUGUGGGUCGGAUCUAGCCAAUUGCCAGGAGCCCGGCCCGGCCCGGCCUCAACACUCCAGGAAUCAGUUCUGAUUUCAGAAUUCAACUGCAUGAAUGUUGUAUGGGCUCUCUCCAGCGUCGGACGGUCUGUCAAUUUCUCAAUAGUGCCAUUUCGCAUCCUUCCGGCAGGUCGAGUCCAUCGCUUGGUGGACAUGGAAGCGAAUACCAGAGAAUCUUCUCGGCUGAGCCACAAGCGUAACCUAUCCAAUACAUCUCAAGACGAUUGUGACCAUGUUUCAAAGAAGACUGCCCCUAUAUUUCAAAACUUGAAGACCGGUCUGAAACUGAAAUGGUUGGAGCCCAUUGCGGAUACUUGUUUGCAUGGCAUCUGCGGUGAUCCGAGUCCGAGCACAAAGAUUGCUGCUUUCGAUAUUGAUGGAACAUUGAUUAAAGUUAAGUCUGGCAAGAAAUUCCCGGCGAAUGCAGAUGAUUGGAAACUGUGGGCGAGCAAUGUGCCGAAGAAGCUCCAAGAGGCCCACGCAGAUGGAUUUGCGAUUGUCCUGCUGAGCAACCAGAACUUCAAAGCGCCGAAAUACCGCAAGGACUUCGAAUCGAAAUUGAUCCAGCUUGCUAGAACGCUUAGUGUUCCCCUGCGGGUCUUCGCCGCCCGUGAAAAAGACAAGUUUCGCAAGCCAUUAACCGGGAUGUGGGAGGAGUUUGUCGCACAUUGGAAUGGUGGGAUCAAACCGAACCUUGAGAAUUCAUUCUUUGUUGGCGAUGCCGCUGGUCGUCCAGCGACAAACUCAUCUCCAAAGGACUGGAACGAUACCGACCGUAAAUUGGCAUUGAACAUUGGUGUCCCAUUCUUCACACCAGAAGAAUGGUUUGGCGGCGAACCAAAACGGAUGGAUUUCGUUCUUAGCGGGUUUGAUCCGCUCAAGUUUGACCAUGAUCAACCAAUAUGGCAUCCAUCCACCACUCCGUUGGCGCUAGGUCCCCUUUUAGAAGAUGAUGUUACACCAAAGCAUUCACAUUGUGAAAUAGUUCUGUUUGUUGGCCCACCUGGCGUUGGCAAAACUACUUGCUUUCAGAGGUAUUUCAUGCCUCGUGGUUAUCGUCAUGUGAACCAAGAUACUCUCAAGAGCUUUGGCGGAUGCCUCAAAGCAACCAUUGAAUCCAUCAAUUCUGGACGAUCGUGCGUUGUUGACAACACCAAUCCAAGCAAGCAAACUCGCUCAAGCUACAUCUCAACCGCCCAAAAGUUGCGAUGUCCGAUUCGAUGUGUAUUCUUCACCGCGCCGGUUGAAUUGGCCCAGCAUAACAACGUCUAUCGCGCCUGCAUCCAAGCGUCCCGACCGUUGCUACCCACCUUGGCUUUCGCCAGCUAUUCCAAGAACCUCGAAGAGCCGUCGGUCGACGAAGGCUAUGAUGAACUCAAAAGAGUUCACUUUGUGUUCGAAGGCUCUGCGGAGGAACGCACAUCUUGGGAAAAGUAUUUAGUUUAA
Molecule: messenger RNA, 1485 nt
Organism: Puccinia triticina
Lineage: Eukaryota; Fungi; Basidiomycota; Pucciniomycetes; Pucciniales; Pucciniaceae
Exons: 10
Coding region: 1-1485 (494 amino acids)
Biological process (GO): DNA repair
Molecular function (GO): polynucleotide 3'-phosphatase activity; ATP-dependent polydeoxyribonucleotide 5'-hydroxyl-kinase activity; double-stranded DNA binding
Source: RefSeq, a predicted model, not a curated record